Molecule: messenger RNA, 830 nt
Organism: Marasmius oreades (fairy-ring Marasmius)
Lineage: Eukaryota; Fungi; Basidiomycota; Agaricomycetes; Agaricales; Marasmiaceae
Exons: 9
Coding region: 28-477 (149 amino acids)
Biological process (GO): RNA splicing
Cellular component (GO): nucleus; exon-exon junction complex
Source: RefSeq, a predicted model, not a curated record
GGAAUCUGCAGUUUUACACUGACCACCAUGUCCUCGCAACAUAACGAUCCUUUCUACCUAAGAUACUAUACAGGGCACUCCGGAAAGCAUGGACACGAAUUUCUGGAGUUCGAGUACUCUCAUGGACGUCUGAGAUACGCCAACAACUCUAAUUAUCGGAAUGAUAGUCUCAUUCGUAAAGAAAUGUGGGUUGGACCUUUGGUCGUAAAAGAGCUUAAAAGAAUAGUGGAGUCAAGCGAGAUCGUCAAAGAAGACGACACGAAUUGGCCCAAGAAAAACAUCGUCGGGAAGCAAGAGUUAGAGAUUCGGAUUGGAAAUGACCAUAUUGCUUUCGAGACCGCGAAAGUUGGUUCUCUGGUUGACAUUCAAGAUAGCGAAGAUCCAGAAGGCUUGCGAGUGUUUUACUAUCUCAUUCAAGAUCUUAGGUGUUUGGUCUUCUCAUUGAUUUCCCUCCACUUCAAGAUCAAACCUAUCUAAUUACUCGGCGAUUCAUCGCUCUUGACCAAACAGCUGUGUAGGCACUUCCGUUUCGUGUAGAUCGCCCCUUGUCAAGAAAGCGUACAAAUUACAUCUUUGUUGGUCACUUUACGAAUAAAAUUUGUAUUCUACAAUGUUUUGUUGAGCUGUAAGGGGUGGCGCGCAUCGGGUUUCACUUGGUCAGAAUACAGUAGCAAAUCCCGACCUGGUUACCAAGGAUUCAGAGGCUACGGUGCUUCCUUACCUGGCCCUUGAUGCCCUCUACUUUUAUCACCACCGGUUGUAUGAUUGAUGUUCUCCGCUCAUCGUAUUUCCAAUGUUCCCUUUUCUCCUCUUCCGAAACAGGCUCUCUG